GGCAUCAGUCUCACUGUAUAGCUGAGAGGAUACACACACACACAAACCAAAAAUGUUCGGAAAAAUGUUCGUUUUCUUCGCCGUGCUGGUGGUAGCCCUGGCCAGGGAGUACCCAGCAGGUGUGCACCCAGCUGUGUGCCCGAACUACCCAUACUGUGACGCGGAUGCCCUCGCCCGCCACACCCCUGACGGCAUGCCCAUCCCUCAAUGGGGAUACCACCCUGGUGUUGCACCAGCUGCUCCUGGCCCUGUUCCCGCCGCUCCGAGGUAUCCCGCGGACUUCCCCCCAGCGCUCUGCCCCAACUACCCCUACUGCUGGUGAAUAACCUAUAAAGCAAAAAACCUUUUCCGACGCAACUAUAUGACAGCUUUACCAUCUUAGAAGAAUGAAGACGCUGCCAACCUCUUUCGUAGAAACUAUCCGAACGCAUUUUUAAUCUGUGCUUAAGUCAUCCAUCUGUCACUGUCAUGUAGUUUUUGUAAUAUGUUCGCGCCAAAACUUGUCAAAGCGUCUUCAUAAAUACCUAUAUACAACAGAAAAUAUAAAAAAUGACCACUGAAAUGUUUUUGAAAAAUUGAGAAAAGAUAUUAUUAAAAUACUGGCCGGUAUCUAUAGUAAGUUUUCUCGAUUGGUUGAAAUUUUGAAUUUUAGUGGCCAUUUUCGUUUCUAAACUGUUUUUAUAAUAUUGUUUGGGUAUUUUUUCAAUGGUUACGAAGAUUCCAAGCACUGCCAUAUCGUUUAGAGAAUGUAAAUAGACGCAUUGAAUCUUUCGUCUUCGUAAGAGAAUGCUUGUUUGCAUUUGUAUUUGAUGUAAUUUUGUAAAAACGUGUGUAUAAAUUGUAAAUAAACAAGAUUUUUUUAUAAAA
Molecule: messenger RNA, 867 nt
Organism: Spodoptera litura
Lineage: Eukaryota; Metazoa; Arthropoda; Insecta; Lepidoptera; Noctuidae
Gene: CPH1
Molecular function (GO): structural constituent of cuticle
Source: RefSeq, a predicted model, not a curated record